Messenger RNA from Lingula anatina, 1026 nucleotides. RefSeq lists its product as uncharacterized. Gene Ontology annotation, cellular component: membrane. The record is from RefSeq and is a predicted model, not a curated record. NCBI's taxonomy places the organism in Eukaryota, Metazoa, Brachiopoda, Lingulata, Lingulida, Lingulidae.
AUGACCAGUGAGGCUGGAGGAGCCGUUGCCUUCCCUGUGAUGACCUUGGCGUUUAAAAUCUCCCCCAUCGUGGCCAGAGACUUCUCUAUGGCCAUCCAGUCUGUUGGACUCCCGGCGGCAGCAUUCACCAUCAUCUACAUGCAAAUCCACUUGGAAUGGCACGCCAUACUUUUCUCCUCUCUUGGGGGCGCUGUGGGAAUCAUUAUUGGCCUGGAAUACGUGAGCCCGCUAUUGACCCCACCUCAGAAAAAGUUGGGAUUUGUCUGCAUCUGGUUCACGUUUGCGUUUGCUCUAUUUUUCCUAAAUAUAAACCACAAGCGACGUACUUUUCUGAAGAUACCAAUGUUUAACUGGUGGAAAGCCUUGGUGUUGGUUCUGACAGGCUUUGCUGGUGGAAUGUUUACGUCGUUUGCCGGAAGUGGACUGGAUAUCUGCAGCUUCAGUAUCCUCACUCUUUUGUUCCGCGUCAGCGAGAAAACUGCCACGCCCACUUCCAUCGUCCUGAUGGCGGGAAACACUGUGGUUGGACUGUUUUGGAGGGCUGUCAUCAUUGGAGGCGUCUCCAUUGACUGCUGGGAAUAUGUGGCCGCCACAGUGCCGGUUGUCAUCGUCGGCGCACCGUUCGGGUCGGUAAUUGGCAGUCACUUCCACCGCCUUGUCCUUGCUGCCUUGAUCUACGUGUUGGAUACCGUGGCUCUGGUGGCUGCCUUCGCUAUUGUGAGGCCUUUAACCACCGAACUGAUCCUCAUCUCUGUUGGGAUUAUCAUAUUUGGCGCCGUUUUCUUUGCUUCAGUUACCAAAAUCGGCGGGCUUAUAUUAGAGAUAUUUGAGGCAUCAAAUGCAUUACGUGGAAAUUCUGGGAUGAAAGAAAAUAGCACAGAUAUUUCGACAACAAUAGAAGAUUCAGAAAAUGCCAAAACCGAAAUAGAAAUAUUUCAUAUAGAUGUGAGUAAGUCUUUAAAAGCGGACGCGCAAAGGGAAACUAAUACAGGGAGUGCAGACGAAGAGGAAAACACGAAACUGUGA